Molecule: messenger RNA, 2040 nt
Organism: Malassezia japonica
Lineage: Eukaryota; Fungi; Basidiomycota; Malasseziomycetes; Malasseziales; Malasseziaceae
Gene: MUS81
Product: Crossover junction endonuclease mus81
Exons: 3
Coding region: 1-2040 (679 amino acids)
Biological process (GO): resolution of meiotic recombination intermediates; double-strand break repair via break-induced replication; mitotic intra-S DNA damage checkpoint signaling
Cellular component (GO): nucleus; Holliday junction resolvase complex
Molecular function (GO): 3'-flap endonuclease activity; DNA binding; crossover junction DNA endonuclease activity
Source: RefSeq, a predicted model, not a curated record
AUGCCAGAGCCGCCAUCCACGUCGCGCAUGGCAAACACGACCCGCACAACACGAACCAACACGACGCGUGCGCCGCGGAAGCGCAAGGAGUACGUUCCUGAGCCGCGGUCGGGCGCACAUGGACUUCUUGUGGGACUGUACACGAAAGCAGUGGAAGAUGGUAACGACGACGCACAGAUUGGCAAGGCCGAACUGAUUGCGCGCGCCCAGCCCUACUGCGACAGUGACUAUUCUGUGCCAGGCGGCGGCUCGCGCUCCUCUUUGCCUUCGUCACUCGCGCACCAGGGCGGAGGAAGCCAAAACUUUCAGGCGCGCAGGUCGUAUAUUACCGCCUGGAACGCGAUGAAAACACUCAUUGACAAGGGCUACGUAUACCGUACAGGGAAUCCGCCGCGUUUCUUUUUGAGUGAGCAAGGUAUGACGAUUGCGCGCGUGCUGGCCGAAGCCGAAGGACUGGGUCAGCCGAACGCUGAUGACGCGCAAGAGGAGCCGACGCCGGCCGCGACUCUGCCCGCUACAGAGCCAGCCACCCAGCCAGAGACCCAGCCUUUUUCCACACAAUCCGAACCCUUGCAGAUACCCACCCAAACGCAAGAAGAGCCGAUUGCACGACCCCAGCAACGGCUAUACCUUCCCCCACGCAAGCAUAUACUAGAGCGCACCGAGCCUCGGACGUGGAAGCGGACGACGUCGGCCCAGUCUGGCCUCUCUGUGCAGGACAGCAUCGACGUCGAGGAUAUGGAGCCUCACAAUGUCGUGGUCGACCUCGUCCAGUCAUCGCAAGAGGAUGUCUUUGUCGCAAGUGAGCCGCGCGCGCGUUCGCCCGAGCUACGCCACGCAGGGCCGGUCCGCAUCAGUAUCUCGCUGAUCGAUUCCUCACCGGUGAUCCAGCACCGGUUCAGCUCCAGCCCUGUUGUAGCGAGCUCGCCUUUGCGACAGACACGAUACGAAGCGCCGCCCAGCUCGAGUCCGUGCGCACGCACACUCGAGGUGCCUGCUGCGCCUGAGCCUCGGCAGCUGCCCCCACCUCGGCAGCUGCCCCCACCUCGGCAGCUGCCCCCACCGCGGCAGCCGCUUGGGUGUCAUGUCCUUCCUGCCCAUUCCUUCACGGUGCACUUGAUCAUGGACCACCGCGAAGUGCGUGCACGGCACACCCAGAGCGCCGGUUCGGGCCGGCGUGUCACAUUUGAAGAGGCAAUGGAACGGCGUGGCAUUCCUUGUGAGCUCCGCGCAUUAGAGCUCGGCGAUAUUCUAUGGGUUGCGCGGCCCAAGCCUGACAAUCCGCCAGACGUUGCCGAAAAGUGGGCCCUGGUCCAAGAGGUGGUGCUCGAUACGGUAGUCGAGCGCAAGCGCCUGGAUGAUCUUACGUCGAGUAUCUUUGACGGGCGUUGGCACGAGCAAAAGCAACGCCUGCGCACGUCCGGCAUGGGCCACGUAUUCUACCUGAUUGAGGAUGUCGAUGUCGCGAAUAUUGUGCAGCGCCACGGUGACCGUAUCCAGACGGCGCUGAGCAGUACACAGAUCAUCGAUGGGUUCUACGUGCACCGCACGGCCAAUGGCGAAGGCACAGCCGAUUUUCUCGCCAGCAUGCACAAGACGCUGGAAGAGCAGUAUGCAAGCCAAGCGCUGCAUGUGUUACGCGAGGAAAUGAUCGACCGUGACCACUACGACGAGAUGCAGGCGCAGUUCCGGGCUGCGCAUCCCAGCACGCCUUUUCUGACCGCCUUUCAUACUUUUCAGUCGCUGCACGGCAAGUCGAGUGCGGCGGGGACAUUACAAGAUACGUGGACGAAGAUGCUUUUGUGUGUCCGGCGUAUCUCUCCCGAGAAAGCGCAAGAGAUCGUGCAGCGAUGGCCGACGCCCCACCACCUCUACCGGGCAUGGGCGGCGUACGAAACCGAGGCGCCACAGACCAAGACGGUGCCUGCGUUUCUGAGCACGGUCAUUGACGACGAGGUGUUUGUGGCGCGCCGCAAGAUCGGCAAAGCACUGAGCGAGCACGUGUGGGAUCUGCUGCGCUCGAUUGAUUAUGUACAAUAG